UCCGUGCCGCGGCUCUUAAAGGAGACGCAUCCUGAGCGGAGCCGGUCUCCUCCAAAGAAACGCGAGGUUUGCUGUCGCUUUAAGAAGAAAUUACUGUUCAAUGUUUGUAAAAUGAGAUUCUUCAUAAAACGUGACAUUUUAACAAUAACAGAUCUAAUGUAGCAGCCGUGCAGUGUCGGACAUUUAUCUUUAGCGAGCGAACUACACUAGUCCCCCCCCCCCGGAGCAGGGCCUUCUGCUUGGAUCUUCAUUUUUAUAUUUUCACGUCUAACUGAGUAAAAAACAUCCGUGAGGCUCUUGACAGUUGAGCAACAGCGACAUGGACUCAGAGGAGGACGAGGUUUCGGCCUCUCGUCCCGGGGUCGAGACAACCGGAGACUCCGAGGAGGCCCCGAACUCAUCCGCGGGCUCGCUUGAGUCGCCCGGCGGGAGAAGGGGACGCAGAGGCCGCGCGGCACCUGCGGGGACCCGCCCGGACUCUCGGGCUCCUGUCGGAGGUUCCGUGCGUGUUUUGCGAGCCCGGGGAGCGGCAGCGUGUACCGCUGCCGGGUCUGAGGAUCGUGGCGGCUCCACGAAAAAACCCGCAAGUCUGGUUCGGGGACGUACGAGACGUGCGGGAUCACGCUCCCGACACUCACCUGACAUGCAAGCUGCCACAAAGAGAUCCACUGCCAUAAAAGCUUCCAAACGCGGACCCAAGCUGUCCAAAUCUGGAAAGGGCAAAGGGAGAACCCGAGCCUCGCACACCACAUCAGCAGCAGAGAUGGAGGCUCCGUCAUGUGGGAAGGACACAGGUGCUUUGGAAGAAAGCAAUGACAACAUUGCAGACGCAGCUCUCGGUGAGGACCCUCCAUUCAGCGAUGACCGAGAAGACCUCAUCUGUCAACCUGACACAAAGACGAAGAAAUCAAGUCAGUGUGCAACAUUACAAGAGGAAGUCAAAAAAGAGGAGUCAGAGGAGGAGGAAGAAGACAAUGACGUCAAAAAGGAAGAAUCAACUGAGAUUGUUGCGCAAAUCAAGGGAGGAGAGGGUGAUAACACAGAGCCAACCAGAAAACGCGGUCGACAGCACAAAGAUAGCAAAGCCCCUCAGCAGCCAAAGCGAAGGAAAAAGCCCCCAGUGCAGUAUGUCCGCUGUGAAAUGGAAGGCUGUGGUACUGUCUUAGCACACCCACGCUACCUACAGCACCAUAUAAAAUACCAGCACUUGCUAAAAAAGAAGUAUGUGUGUGACCACCCUUCAUGUGGGCGCUUGUUUCGUCUGCAGAAGCAGCUGUUGCGCCACGCAAAGCACCACACAGACCAACGGGACUACAUCUGUGAGUUUUGUGCUCGUGCCUUCAAGAGCUCCCAUAACCUCGCUGUGCACAGGAUGAUCCACACAGGAGAGAAACCUAUACAGUGUGAGAUCUGUGGCUUCACCUGCCGUCAGAAGGCCUCCUUAAACUGGCACAUGAAGAAACACGAUGCAGAAGCCUCCUACCAGUUUUCUUGCUCUGUUUGUGGCAAAAAGUUUGAAAAAAAGGACUCUGUUGUUGCCCACAAGGCCAAGAGCCACCCUGAGGUGCUCAUAGCUGAGGCUGUCGCAGCCAAUGGGGGUACGGUAAUAAGAUGUCCCACCCCGGUCUUGGAGAACGUCCCCGUGCUCACCCAGCCUGAACAGCCCUCUCUCAGCCAGGAGAGCCAGGAGGCAGCAGUGGGAAGUACACUCACUCCGCUGCAGCAGGUGGUGCUCCCCUUUACUCCACAGACUCAGCUAGAUGUGUCUCAAAGCCAGUUCCUCCAACUGCCGACGCAUCAUGUGGUGCAGGUAGCACACCAGCAGCAGGCCCCUACCUUGCUGCACCUCACCGCUGCUCCUCUUUCUCACCUCUCCACCAACAGCCACCCGCAGCUCAUCCAGCUCCCUGCUCUUCCCGCCAGCACCGUGGGCUCCCAGAGCACCCUCCUCACCCUCAGCUCCGUCACCUCCCUGACCUCCCAGCAGACCGUGCAGUGGAGCAGGGAGGCGGCUGAAGUUGCACCAGUACCUGGAGAGGGUGAGCUGUGGGAAAAGGUAAUUGUGGGCGGGGACCACCAGGAUGUUGGGGACAUGGUUUGGGAGAGCUGCAGGGAGAGGAGGAAGGACGAGGAGGGGGUUGUCUGGGAGCGGGAAGGAGAGAGACAGAUUCUGUUGCAGUGUGCAGAGAUUCACGGAGAUAAUUUAAUCUAGAUAGACAGCUCAAGAAUGAGGAACUUUAUGGAGGGAAACUGAAGGCACACGCAGUUUGUCUCCAUGGAGUAUAAUUUAGUAGUCACAUACAGUUGCAUAACUACUUCAUGUCAGGGAAUAUGAUUAAAAAUGUAGAUUCCUUAUGCUUCUUUUACCACUUAGUUAGAAUUUUAAAACUUUAACUUUGUCACCCUGUGUUUGUAUAUAGAUAUGUGUAUAUCUUUAUCUUAAACUUUAAUCUAUUUACACAGUGAAUUGAUGAUUGUCCUUGAGGUUACCUCCAGCAGCUU
Paralichthys olivaceus (Japanese flounder) is the source of this 2502-nucleotide messenger RNA. Its product is annotated as E3 ubiquitin-protein ligase ZFP91-like. Gene Ontology annotation, biological process: regulation of transcription by RNA polymerase II. Lineage: Eukaryota; Metazoa; Chordata; Actinopteri; Pleuronectiformes; Paralichthyidae. Gene Ontology annotation, cellular component: nucleus. The record is from RefSeq and is a predicted model, not a curated record. Gene Ontology annotation, molecular function: transcription coregulator activity.